UGAUUUCAACAUUUUGCUAGUUUUUAAAUCUCUUAGCUGCAUUGCCCCCUCUUAAAUAACUGACUUCCUAAUACCGUACAUACCUGCUUGUGAUCUCAGAUCUGCAGGUCAACUGUUGCUCUUGGCUCCCAGGGUAGAGCGAGAAACUGAGGGCGGUGGAGCAGUUUCAGUAAGGGCUCCACAACUAUGGAAUAACCACUGGGAAUCACAUAAGUUACCUUGUUGUCCUCUUCUUAAUCUGGUUUAAAGACAUAUUUUGAUAACAUGGCAUUUACCUAUAUUUCUUAGGUCUUUGUGUGUGUGAUUGUAUAUGUUUCUAUGUUUGUGAAGCCCUUUGUGAACUUGUUUUUGAAAAGUGCUAUAUGAAUAAUGUUUAACUAUCAUUAUUAUCUUACUGGGUAGAAGUUAGACCACUUCUUAUGUAGCAUUUUUAUUGCCUGUUUCACUCACCAGGUUCCAUCUGUGAUUUCCCUGCUUGUGUGAAUGAUCCAGGACCAGAGUGAAUAUCAGUGUGUGUUCAACACAGGUGCAGUACAAUGUAGCAGCCUAAGGGAGGUGUCUAAGGGCUAAUAAAGAGUAUUAGAUAAGGUCAUCACAGGCCUGUGGAUUACAGUAAUCCUAUCCACCAGCGUUGGGUAUCACACACACUACAUUCCAACAUAGAUGAAGACGAAGAUGGAGGUUACUGCUCGUGCCGCUGUGCUGCUCCUCCUGCUCAUAUCUCAGGCCCCGAGAGCCGUUCACUCACAGGAGGAGGAGGAGGCUGUCCAGAAGGAGGAGUUACAGGAGGAGGAGGAGCAGCAGGUGAUCGAGACGUGGACGAGCAAUGUCAAGGCCUGCACCUGUGACUGUGAGUCUGCUGACUCAUCCACAUUCACCCCCCAGGUCAUCCCACCUGUGCCGCCGGCAUUACUGCCAACGCCACCUCAGGGGCAACCACAGAACUGCAUGCCAGAAUGCCCCUACCACAGACCUCUGGGAUUUGAAUCUGGAUCUGUAACAUUAGAUCAGAUCAGCUGCUCCAGUCAGGACCAGUACACCGGCUGGUACUCCUCCUGGAUCCCAGACAGGGCCCGCCUGAACAACCAAGGCUUUGGGUGUGCGUGGCUGUCCAAGUUCAAUGACCAGUACCAGUGGAUCCAGAUUGAUCUGAAGAAGGUGGGGGUGGUGUCUGGUAUCCUCACCCAGGGCCGCUGCGACGCCGAUGAGUGGAUUACUAAAUACAGCGUCCAGUAUCGCACUGUGGAGACUCUGAACUGGAUCUAUUACAAAGACCAGACGGGAAACAACAGGGUUUUCUAUGGGAACGCUGACCGAUCCUCCACAGUGCAGAACCUGCUGCGUCCGCCCAUCGUUGCUCGCUUCAUCCGCCUGCUGCCCCUGGGCUGGCACACCCGCAUCGCCAUGAGGAUGGAGCUGCUGAUGUGCAUGAACAAGUGCACCUGAAGGGAGCUCGGCCCGCUUCCUCCUCACCCGCCCCCCCUCCCCUGCCAACAAGC
Limanda limanda (common dab) is the source of this 1499-nucleotide messenger RNA. Its product is annotated as retinoschisin-like. The transcript has 6 exons. Lineage: Eukaryota; Metazoa; Chordata; Actinopteri; Pleuronectiformes; Pleuronectidae. The record is from RefSeq and is a predicted model, not a curated record. The coding region runs from base 664 to 1446 and encodes 260 amino acids.